UUGAAUCUCCGGGGGAAGAAGUCUGUGUGGCCAAGGUGUUUGUGUCCUUGGAAAUUUGAUUUUGCUUUGGUGUUAUUCACCGUUCGCCAAACACACUACGAAAGAUGUGGCAGAGCGUUCUCGCCGUAUUGGCUCUUGUGGCUAGUGCGUCAGCAGUAUCACCAAUUGGAGUUUUGUCACAAGCUGACCAAAGCCGCCUAGGGAAGGUUUUCUCAUCUGGACUAGCGUCAUCAGAUGUAGCAUCUAUUCAUUAUUCAGCGGCUGGAUUAGGUCUGCUUGGCGCCAGUAUUCCAAAUAGCCAGAAUGCUUGUACUCAAGUAAAGAAGGGGUUGAACGCCCAAAGCGCUGAGUCGGUAUACCAUGCCGCAUCUGCUGCGAAGGCACUUGGAAAUUGCAAGUUGGACAUUGCAAAUGCCGACUCUGUUUUGAGCAUUGCUGAUGGUACCGAUUCUCAGCCCAUCUACUAUGCUAUUGCCGCUCGCAAGGCUCUUGGCCUGCCAGUUGAUGCUGCUGCCGCUGCCAAAAGCUUGGUAUCGGUUGUCCAGGGAAGCAAGGUUUCCAUUGCCAGCCACGGAUAUGCACUACUUGCUGCCAGCAUUUUGGGAAAGUCUGAUGCCCUGAAGCCUGUUGUUGAGACCAUCGAGGAUGUGGUAAACUUUGCUGAUGAAUAUGGUGGCAACGUUCUGCAGUUCCUUCACUAUGACCAGGACGGUCUUCCCGUGACUGCUGCCAUUGUCAACGGCAUGUUUGCACUCUCCUCAGGAGCACCAGCUGGUGUCAAGGCUGAUCAAGUCAUCAUGCUUGCCAACUAUUUCCUCAGAAGCCGCUUCACCGCCUCUGCUGCUGAUGCAUACCAUGUCCUCAUGUCCCUGAAGACUAUUGCAGGUGGAAAGUACUCACCUAUAACGAUGAGCUUGGUUGGCUCUUCAUCCGUCUCUGCUGCCAAGCCUGUUGUCAAGGUCCGUGCCACCAACUUGCUUGAUGCCGCAGUCAAGGGUGUUUCUGUCACUCUCGUCGCUGCUGGUCAGCAGGAUGAGGAGGAGCUCGUUUCUGACUCUAAGCUCAAGGCUGAUAAGAAUGGUGAGUUUUCCGCUGACCUCUCAGGCAAGAACGCUCCUCGUGGUGCCUAUUCUUUCAAAUUCACUGCUUCUUCCUCGGACAAGCAGUUCGUUGAGCUGGAAGAGUUCUCUGUUGAUGUCAACUUGGUUGACCCCGUGAAGAUCACCUCUGCUGAGUUCGUUAUCCUGGAUGCUGACCAGGAUGUCAAGGCAAAGACUGUUAGCUUGUCCUAUCCCAAGACCAGCUCUGAUAAGCUCUCUGCUGACCAGCACCAGCGCCUGGCACUGUCAUUCAAUGCUCAGGACUCCCAGGGCGAGGCUGUUGUUUUGCACCAGAUGUUUGUCCAGAUGACCCACCGUGCCACUGGCCAGGAAAUUUUCUUUGUUGCCGAGUCUGAUGAGGACCGUUACAAGUGUGAAGUGAAUCUUGGAUCUGCUGCAAAGGAGUCCUUCAACUCCAACUCUGGAGACUAUGACAUGACUCUUAUCGCUGGUGAUGGUCUCGUCACUGAAUCCGUCUCAUGGAAGUUCGGCUCUAUUUCUUUGUCAUUCCCCGGCACUCCAGCAACAGGAAAGGCCAAGCUGCAGUAUGGAGCCCGUCCAGAAAUCCAGCACAAAUUCCGCGAGCCAGAGAAGCGGCCUGCCGCAGUCAUCUCCAAUGCCUUCACUCUUGCCGUGCUGUCACCCAUCCUCUUGCUUCUCGUUGCUUGGAUGCGUGUCGGUGUAAACCUGAACGACUUUAGCAAGGGUGGUCUCAAUGGCAUUCUCUUCCUGGCUGGCCUUAUCGCCAUCAUGCUUAUUUAUGCUUACUUCUGGCUGGCAUCGAACAUGUUCUCUACUAUCAAACUGCUGACCCUCGUUGGAAUCCCAACGUUCAUCUUUGGCAACCGUCUCCUGGCUGGAAUGGCAGCUCAGAGUUAGAGGCAGUGAAUGCCGUGGUCAUGAGAACGCCCAGUGCGCUCGCUUGCUUUCUAUCUUAUUGUCAUGGCUGCUUGCUACAACCGCAAGCAAUGUCGCUUGGCUUGCAAACGGCUUGGCUGCUAGGACCGUUAAACUCUUAACCCUGCUGCAUGUACUAGAUGUGGAAGAAGGCCAACAACUGCAACAAUCACAACCACAGUUUUCAUCUCUUCCUUCUUCACUGAUUGAACAUAAAAAUAUUUCAUUAUAUUCAUGUACUACUUUUUGUUCUCUGUCCUAGAUCAUUUUGGGCAAUUGAAUACAUUUUGAGAUUGGUCCAAACCAAUAAAGCGAUACGUGGCCGGUGUGCUCGUGUGGUGUAA
Messenger RNA from Sycon ciliatum, 2341 nucleotides. RefSeq names its product dolichyl-diphosphooligosaccharide--protein glycosyltransferase subunit 2-like. The coding region runs from base 105 to 1979 and encodes 624 amino acids. The record is from RefSeq and is a predicted model, not a curated record. Gene Ontology annotation, cellular component: membrane; oligosaccharyltransferase complex. Gene Ontology annotation, biological process: protein N-linked glycosylation. The transcript is spliced from 23 exons. NCBI's taxonomy places the organism in Eukaryota, Metazoa, Porifera, Calcarea, Leucosolenida, Sycettidae.